This is a messenger RNA of Peronospora farinosa, 594 nucleotides long. The record is from the annotation of a GenBank genome assembly. NCBI's taxonomy places the organism in Eukaryota, Oomycota, Peronosporomycetes, Peronosporales, Peronosporaceae.
AUGUCGCAAGGAAAGACGUGUCAUUUUAAGCUCGUGUUGUUGGGUGAUACGGCCGUGGGCAAGUCCUGUCUAGUCGUACGGUUUGUACGUGAUGAAUUUUUUGAAUUCCAGGAGCCAACAAUCGGCGCUGCUUUUCUUACACAAACGGUCGGUCUUGAGAACGGGUUGACUGUUAAAUUUGAGAUCUGGGAUACCGCUGGACAAGAGCGAUACCGUAGCUUAGCACCCAUGUAUUAUCGUGGUGCCGCAGCUGCUAUUGUCGUGUAUGACGUGACUAACAAGGACUCGUUUACUGGUGCCAAGUCUUGGGUCAAAGAGCUGCAACGCCGCGGAGACCCAAAUGUGGUGAUUGCUCUUGCGGGCAACAAGGCGGAUCUUGAAGCCCGCCGCAAUGUGGAGUUCGAAGAGGCUCACCAGUAUGCCGAGGACAAUGAUAUUCUCCAUAUGGAAACGUCGGCAAAGACAGCCGUGAACGUGAAGGACCUGUUUGUGGCAAUUGCAAAGAGACUACCAAAGAAUCCACCUCAGCCUGAGCGCGAGGCAUUUCCAAUCACUCCACCUCAGGCUACCAAGUCCAAGAGCGGGUGCUGCUAG